Molecule: messenger RNA, 1840 nt
Organism: Candoia aspera
Lineage: Eukaryota; Metazoa; Chordata; Lepidosauria; Squamata; Candoiidae
Product: potassium voltage-gated channel subfamily C member 1-like
Exons: 3
Coding region: 280-1575 (431 amino acids)
Biological process (GO): protein homooligomerization; potassium ion transmembrane transport
Cellular component (GO): presynaptic membrane; neuronal cell body membrane; axon terminus
Molecular function (GO): delayed rectifier potassium channel activity; protein binding
Source: RefSeq, a predicted model, not a curated record
CACAGGAUCCCUCUGGUGCCCCAGUUUCAUAGGCUGUUUUUGUUUUUUGGCCUCUGUGAGCUUGGACUUAAGCCACAGCACAUUGUGUUUUUCUCCCCUCUUCUUGCCCCUCUUUUUGCAGGCUACUUUUUCAAAGCAUCCUGCAAAACGGCUCUACAGGAUUAAAGGCAAGAAUAUAGAAGCUAACGAGAAGAUUGUGGGCUGGUGGAUCCUGGGCAUAGCUGGAGAAGGAACCCAACGCUUCAAAGUGGAACUCUUCCAUGUAGCCAGUUACAAGAGAUGGAGCCAUUAAAAGAAAAGAUCGUCUUGAACAUUGGGGGUCUCCGAUAUGAGACCUACACCAGCACCCUCCAGGCUCUCCCUGGAACCAAGCUCUGCCACCUGACGGAGCCCCAGGCAGCCACCACCUUUGACUACGACCCGGACACCAAGGAGUUCUUCUUUGACAGAAGUUCCUGCCUCUUUGAGGAGGUGCUCAACUACUACAGGACGAAACAGCUUCACUGCCCCGACUUGAUCUGCAAGUCAGUCCUGGAUGAGGAACUGGCCUUCUGGGGGCUCAGCAAUACCCCCCUGUCACCCUGCUGUUGGCAGAAAUUGACCAUUGCUGAGGGGCAAAAGGAAGAGUACGGCAUCUGGGAGGAAGACCAAGAUGUCGCUGGGCUCCUGGACCAGGCAGAAAGGAACCACAGCAGCUGGCAGGGCCGAUGGCAGACCAGAAUCUGGACUGUGUUUGAAAAGCCCUUCUCCAGUUUAAGCGCAAAGGGCCUGGCUGCUGUGUCUCUGCUCUUCAACAUAGGAAUAUGCAUCCUUUUUAUUGCCGAAACUUAUGAACAUUAUCUUUCUGUUCAUAUCACGGAAAACCACAGCAAUUUUACUGUCUUUCACUCUGAAGUUGACUAUUUCAUUUACAUACACUUCUCUUAUCUCCUUUACUUGGAACUUUUUUGCGUCCUCUGGUUCACGCUUGAAUUUUUUCUGCGACUCAUAUCCUGUCCAAAUAAGAAGAAAUUCCUCCAAAGCCCACUGAACAUGGCCGAUUUCCUCUCCCUCUUCCCCAUUUACAUUGACGUUUCCUUGAAAGGAUAUCCCACAAGCAAUUGGCAUUUUGCAUUCUGGUUGGGCUUUUUCCGUGCCCUGUAUUUCUUCAAACUCUUGAAGGUUCUGAAGCUGGUGGAGACUCCUGUGACGCUGAAAGUGCUAUCCUAUACCUCCAGGGCCACCAUCAGAGAGAUCAUCACCCUCCUCAUGAUUUUUUUCUUUGAAAUCCUUUUCUUUGGUUCUCUUGGUUAUUUUGGAGACUUAACUGAAGACAGUCCAGAAACGUUUUUUACUGACAUUGGCUCAUCUUUCUGGUGGGCAGUGAUCACCUUGACUACUGUAGGUUAUGGAGAUGUUCAUCCCAUCUCUACAGCCGGUAAACUGAUUGGAGCGUGCACAGCACUAUGUGGUGUACUAACCAUUAUCGCCCCAAUUCCCUUCUUUUUCAUCAAAUUCAAGGGCUAUUAUGAUGCUGCCAUGAUCGUAGAGAAGAGAAAGAGUAAAAAGAAACAAGCAUUCACCUUGCCAUCAUGAUGAAUGGGCAGGAUGCUUCCAAUGUUUCAUCAGAAAAGGCCACGUCCUUCCGAACGUCCUGCUUCUGCUCAUUCCACACUGCCCCGUGUGCCUUCCUAUCUGGAUGGUUAAUGCUUUUAUAGAGCCACACUCCAUCUGCCCACAUUCCUGGAAGUUUACCCCAGUGGACAUGAUCAUCCCCAUGCAAGUCUUAUCUUCAAGAUGUUUCCAAGUAACUUUUGUAAAGUUUCUUGCUUUCCACAUAAAUAAAUUUACUCAUAGCCUG